Molecule: messenger RNA, 3392 nt
Organism: Anguilla anguilla (European eel)
Lineage: Eukaryota; Metazoa; Chordata; Actinopteri; Anguilliformes; Anguillidae
Product: cingulin-like protein 1
Exons: 1
Coding region: 1-3375 (1124 amino acids)
Source: RefSeq, a predicted model, not a curated record
AUGCAGAGGAAACGCGACAGUGACUCGUCCCGUCACCUGGAGCCCGUGCGCAAACUCAGCCAGCAGCUGGCGAAGGUGGAGGCCACACCCACGCCUCCACAGCAACAUGUGGAAAAGAGAAAUGACAAAAUACAGCUGCAGGCCGAGGUGGCACAACUCUGCGAACAGCUUGAAGAGGCCAGGAGGAAGAUCAAGGCACAGGGGCAGGUGGCCACAGCCGUGCAGAAGCGCUUCAAGGACUGCCUCGGGCAAAUACAGGCCGGGACGUUGGACAAGGCACAGAUGACAGAGGAUCAGAACAAGAAGCUGGCUGCCAGAAACGCAGAGCUCCUGGAACUCCUGCAGGUGGAGCGGACAGGGCGGGAGAGCACCCUGUGCUGCCUGCAGAGGGCGCUGGCGGAGACGCAGCGGGACCUGGGCACGUGCGAGGGGGCGCUCGAGGCCCGCGUCCGCGAGUGCGACGUGACGGACCAGGAGAAGCGGCGCGAGCAGGAGCGGGCCGCCUGGCUGGAAGGGAGGCUGAGGGAGAGCGAGGACGAGAACGCACAGCUCCGGGAGAGCUUCCACAGCCUGAGGGUCAGCCUGCACUACAAGGACGGCGAGGCCGCGACCUCCCCGCAGCGGUCGCAGGAGGCCGAGUCGCAGACCCCGAACAUCGAGGAGACCGAGGUCGUCCUGAAGCUGGUGGAGUCCGCGCGGCAGCUGCAGGCUGACAACGCGCGACUGGAGGAGGCCUUAAAGCGGCAGACCGACACCGUGGCGGAGCUGCUGGAGGCGCAGGAGGCCCAGUUGAAGAGGGCGGUUUUGGAGCAGCAGCUCGUCCAGGAGGCGCAGCUGGAGAGGGCGGAGGCGGAGGCAGAAGUGCUCCGCGGACACCUGCAGGAGGCACAGACCAGGGCGGAGGACAGGGAGCGGGAGUCGGCGGACUUGCAGAAGUGCUUCGGCGACGCGUUCGGCAAAAUACGCGCCGAGGCGGCGAAGAUAGCCGCCUCCAACCAGCAGCUUCAGGAGCUCCUGGAGAUCGAGAAGGCCGAAAGGAAGCGGGAGAUGUCCGCAAGAGAGCAGGAGAUAUCCGAACGGGAGCAGGAGAUUGCCGAAAGGGAGCAGGAGAGGUCCAAAAUAGAGAGCUACGUACUGCAGCUGCAGCAGGAGCUGGCUGAGGCUAAGCGGGAAGCGCUGCUCUACGCGGCGCCAUCGCCGGGAGGGAGCCCUGAGGACUACAGCAAGCUGGAGGAGGAGAAACUGGACCUGCACAGGUACAUCGGACGCCUCGAAGGGACGCUGAAGGAGAGCGAGGUCAAGUGCGUCCAGUCGGAGCAGCUGAUCAGCAAGCUGGUCGGCUCCCUGAGGGAGAAGGACCACGAGGUCGCCGCCUCCUCCCAGAAGCUGCAGGAGGUGUUUGCUGCGUCCGCGAGCAUGGACCGGACCAUCCAGCUCCUCCGGGAUUCUGUCCUGCGGCUGGAGACGGAUACCCACAGGCAGGAAGAGGCCGCCAAAGAGCAGGCCGGCCGGAUCGCGGAGCUGGGGACGGAGGUCGACGACGCGAUGAUAGCUAGGAGAGAUUUGGAGGAGCGGCUCAGCCAGGAAAUGCAGAAGCAGAGCUCAUUCUCCGUAAACGCCCAAGUAGAGUUGAAUGAAGCUGAGGCAGCUCUGCAGGCCGAGCGGAAGAAGUCCAGUGAAGCCCAAGAGCUCCAAAAGGAUCUGCAGGAACAACUGGAGCAGGGGCAAAGCGAGCGACUGAUGCUCCAGCAACAGCUGGAAGACUCACAAAAAAGGACUAAGCUAAAAGACCAGGCACUGAAGGACAUGCAAGAUUUCAUAUGUGAUACAACUAGGAGGCUCAGUCAGGUAAAUGAACAGCUGGUGGAAGAGAAAAGCACAGAUGUAGUAGGCCUAGAAAAUGUGGAGGACAUUGAUACAGGUCAGGACAGCAUCCUGAGGCAGCUGCAGAACAUAUUGGCCAAAAUGCAGACUAAGCUGUCCUCGUGUGAGCAAUCGCUCGAAGAAAAAACUCUCUGCUGCAAAGACCUUGCUUUGAAAAAUCAAUGCAUGCUGGAGGACGUGGACAGGCUCCAACGAAUGCUACAGCAGAGCGAGGACAAGUUAAUCCAAGCAGAGAGCAGGAACGUUCAUCUGCAGCGUUCCAUGGACAGUGACAAGGAGGUCAUCGCCUUUCUUCAGAAAUCACAGGAGGUUGUGUCAGUUUCCACGGACACAGCUGAGACCAUGGAGUCCCUGGGCCAGCUGAAAAGUGAGAACAUGAUAUUGGAGGAGACGUUGAGGCAGCAGGCCAGCAGGAUUGUAGAGCUGGAGAGGGAGGUUGAUGAGGCUGCAGAGGUUAAGAAAUAUUUGGAGGAACGUCUCGAUCAGGAGAUAGAGAGGCAAAACUCGCUCAUCGUAAACACUCAAGUGGAAGUGAGUGACGCUGAGGUGGCUCAGCCGGACCAGGGGCAGAAGUCCAACAAAGCCCAAAAGCAGCAAGUGGAUCUGCAGGCACAGCUGGACAGUGCGAAGACCGACCGGCUAACGCUCCGGAAGCACUUGCGCGAGGCCCAGAAGAUUUCCGAGCUGAGAGAUCUGGCCGUGAUGGACAUGCAGAGGUGCAUGAACGACACGCUCACAGGGAUGCGGGCGUACAGCCAAGAGAGGAUAGAGCUGGCGGAGAGGAGGAGCACGGUGUUCGCCUCCGAAAUCGCAGAGCUCCAAGAACAACUGGAGCGUGUGGAAACGGACAGAGAUGGCAUACAGAAGGAACUGGCUGAGGCGCGACGGAAACUAUCAUUGCACGAGGAAUCGCUCGAAGAGAAAACGUCCGGACGCAGAGAUAUUGAGGAGAGACCAGUUACUCAGGGUGACGUGACCGCGCUGAAGGACGUACUGCAGCGGACCGACGACAAGAACGUCAAAUUAGGGCGCGACAACUUUAACCUGAAGUGUGCCCUGAAAGACAAGGAGCUCAAGGUUUUAGCCCUUUCCCAGAAGCUGCGGGAGUCGGCGUCAGCCGCAGACUCAGACAGAGCCGCGCAGGUGGAGUCUCUGCGGUUGCUGGAGAGCGAGAACUUAAGGUUGGAGGAGGCGUUGAAACAGCAGACCGGCAGAAUCGCAGAGCUGGAGAAGGAGGUUGCAGAGGCCGCCGGAGUUAAGAGAGAUCUGGAGGAACAGCUCAGUCGGGACGUGGAGAGGCGAGGCUCACUCUCCAUAGACACUCGAGUAGCAGCGAGCGGUGGGACUGUGGUGGCCUUGCAGAACGAGCAGGGGAGGUUCGGUGCAGCUGAAAAGCCGCAAGAAGAGGAGCAGGUGAAAAUACUCCAGCAGCAGCUGAAUGAAGCAGAGGAAAUGACAGAGCUUGAGGACCCAGGUGAGAGUGAUGUGUAAUGAUUUGCAUAAAUGAA